AUGGAAAUAAAUAUUUUUGUCGAACAAGAUCGGACAGAUGGUUACAGUGAGGUACAGUUAUACUUUGUAGAGGUGACUGAAGACAGCAACAUCAACAACAAGAACAUCAACAACAACAACAUCAACAACAACAACAUCAACAACAACAACAUCAACAACAACAUCAACAACAUCAACAACAACAACAUCAACAACAACAUCAACAUCAGCAACAUCAACAACAACAUCAACAACAUCGACAACAACAACAACAUCAACAACAACAACAACAAAUAUUUCCAACAUCAACAUCAACAACAACAGCAGGACUGA
Helobdella robusta is the source of this 312-nucleotide messenger RNA. RefSeq lists its product as hypothetical. Bases 1 to 312 code for a protein of 103 amino acids. The record is from RefSeq and is a predicted model, not a curated record. The transcript is spliced from 4 exons. NCBI's taxonomy places the organism in Eukaryota, Metazoa, Annelida, Clitellata, Rhynchobdellida, Glossiphoniidae.